Molecule: messenger RNA, 2969 nt
Organism: Clupea harengus (Atlantic herring)
Lineage: Eukaryota; Metazoa; Chordata; Actinopteri; Clupeiformes; Clupeidae
Product: calsyntenin-2
Biological process (GO): homophilic cell-cell adhesion; positive regulation of synaptic transmission; positive regulation of synapse assembly
Cellular component (GO): cell surface; postsynaptic membrane
Molecular function (GO): calcium ion binding
Source: RefSeq, a predicted model, not a curated record
UCAGUGAACAAGCACAAGCCGUGGAUAGAGACGUCCUAUCAUGGUGUUAUCACAGAGAACUCCGAUGUCGUCGUGCUGGACCCUCCGCUUGUGGCGCUGGACAAGGAUGCCCCCAUCCCCUAUGCAGGAGAGAUCUGUGGGUUCCGUAUCCUCGGCCUGGAUGUUCCGUUCGAGGCAGUGGUUCUGAACGAGACGUCGGGGGAGGGGCAACUGCAGGCCCGGGAGCCAAUCGACUGUGAGCGCCAGAAGGAGUUUUCCUUCCUCAUCCAGGCCCAUGACUGCGGAGCUGGACCAGGAGGGCCCAUCGGCAAAAAGUCUCACAAAGCAGUGGUACAUGUCCAGGUUGAUGAUGUAAACGAGUUCUCUCCCGUCUUCUCGCGGUCGGAGUACCGUGCCGAUGUCACGGAGGGGCGUGUCUAUGACGUCAUCCUUCAGGUGCAGGCCAGCGACCAGGACUGUUCCCCGCAGUACAGCCAGAUCUGCAACUACCACAUCCUCACCAAACACACACCCUUUGCCAUCGACCGCAAUGGAAACAUCCGUAACACGGAGCGUCUGAGCUUCGAGGAGCAGGCCCUGUAUGAGCUGCAGGUGACGGCCUUCGACUGCGGCCAGCGGGAGUCCUCUCACAGCGUGGCCGUCUACAUCAGCGUCAAGCCUGUCUGCAAGCCAGGAUGGCAGGGUUGGAGCAAGCGUGUUGACUAUGAGCCAGGCAUGGGCAGCAAGCAGCUCUUUCCCAGCAUGCACCUGGAGACGUGUGGCUGGAGCCUGUCGUCCGUGCGGAUCAUGGUAGAGCUGCAGACCACACACAUCGGGAAGGGCUGCGACCGUGAGACCUACUCCGAGAAGGCCCUCCAGAGACUCUGUGGGGCAUCCUCAGGCAGCACUGAUCUGCUUCCCGCUCCAAGUCUGUCCACCAAUUGGACUGCUGCGUUGGUGACAGAGGGAGGGCGGGAAGGUGACCUCAUCUUCCGCUUUGAUGGACGGCAGGCAGCGAAGGUCCCUGAUUGGGUGGCGCCGGGCAACCUGACGGACCAGUUCACCAUCGCCACCUGGAUGAAGCACGGACCCAGCCCAGGCCAGCGCGCAGACAAGGAGACACUGCUGUGCAACUCAGACAAGACAGAGAUGAACAGACACCAUUACUCUCUGUAUGUGCAUAACUGUCGUCUGGUGUUUCUGCUGCGGCGGGACGACAGCCUCACAGACUCCUUCAGACCAGCGGAGUUCCACUGGAAACUGGAGCAGAUCUGUGAUAAAGAGUGGCAUUAUUAUGUCAUCAAUGUGGAAUUUCCCAUGGUGACACUCUAUGUCGAUGGAGUGACCUAUGACCCCUACCUGGUGACAGACGAUUGGCCGAUUCACUCCUCUCACAUAGACCUUCAGCUGACUGUGGGAGCCUGCUGGCAAGGUGGAGAGGUCAGUAAGAGGAGGUUUACUCAGUACUUCCGGGGCAGUCUGUCUGGCUUGACCCUGCGGCCAGGAAAGAUUGAGACGCGUAAGGUCAUCUCCUGCCUGCAGGCCUGUAAGGAGGGACUGGACAUCAGCUCUCUCCAGAGCCUGGGGAAGGCCAUUAAGUUCCACUUCAACCCGUCCCAGUCUCUGCUGGUGAUGGAGGCAGAGGAUGUGCAGCGUGUGAGUGGUGCCCUGAGGAAGGUGUCCUACAUCAACUCACGCCAGUUCCCCACACCUGGUGUUCGACGCCUCAGACUGGCCUCAUCAGUACAGUGUUUCAGUGAGGAUGAGUGCAUCUCUAUUCCGGAUAUUGAGUCGGUUGUCAUGGUGAUGCAACCCAGUGAGCCCCGCAUUACCAUCACAGGGGCGGAGCAUGUGACUAGCCCCGCCUCUGAUGUGAAGGGCGUGGCCGGGCUGAGGCUGUUCCCUGACCUGCACAUCAGCACUGUAACCGCCGGCAACAGGCCUAGCAACAGUGCUGCUAAUGGCCACAGGACCGGUGUUCUGGAGGAGAGUAUCCACAACCUGGACUACUGUGAUAUUCUGGUGCUGGGGGAGGAGCUUAAGACAGGGCAAGAGAGUCUUCAGCUGCACAGGAGCUUCCUAUUGGCCACACACCUGGAAUGUACCAACUCCACCACGGGGAUGUCCAUAUAUGGUGUGGACUCCAUGGUGAACUACGCAGAGGUGAUGAGGCACGUGUACUAUCAGAACCGGCAGCCGGAGAUCUCUGUGCGGAACUUCCGCCUCACCUGCUCCGAACUCAACGGCCGGUACACCUCCAACCAGUUCAGCCUGGAGGUCAACAUCCUGCACAGCUUAGAGGCUGCUGAACAUGCCAAUCACAUGAUGGCCCCGCCCCCCUUCACACAGGUGGUCCAUCAUCCUCUCAUGCUCCGUGCUGCUGACAGCUCAGGCGUGCCCAGUCUAGCGGGUCUGGUUCUGCUGGUGUGUGUGGUGGUUCUGGUGGUAGUGAUGGUGGUGGGGGCGUACAGGAUCCACGUCACACUCCGUCAGGACAACGGCAGCACACACACACUCACACACACGGGUCAGCUCUGGGACGAGUCCGCACUCACCAUCACAGUCAACCCCAUGGAGAGUUUUCAAGAGGCCCUGGCUGCAGUAGGAGAGCUCACUGACGAUGAGGAGGAAGAUGAUGACGAAGAGGAGGCCGAUGAUGGUGAUGAGAAUGAUGAGGAUGAUGAUGAUGAAGAAGAUGAUGACAUCACUAGUGUUGAGUCUGACAGUGAAGGGGAUGGCGAGGAUUUAACCACCAUGCAACCGGCGAGCUGGAGGAGGGCCCAGCAAGACUGGGACAAUAUGGCACCUUUCUGAACACACACACACACAGACAUGCACACACACACACACACACACACACACACACACACACACACACACACACACACACACACACACACACACACACACAGACAUAUCCAUACUCUCAGAACACAAUCAAGUGCAUGUACACGCACACAUAACAAACGCACACACACACACACACACAC